This is a messenger RNA of Leishmania braziliensis MHOM/BR/75/M2904, 1059 nucleotides long. RefSeq lists its product as hypothetical. The record is from RefSeq and is a predicted model, not a curated record. Lineage: Eukaryota; Euglenozoa; Kinetoplastea; Trypanosomatida; Trypanosomatidae. The coding region runs from base 1 to 1059 and encodes 352 amino acids. The transcript has a single exon.
AUGGAGGCGAGUGCACGCCGGUGUUUUUUGGAGGUGUACACGGACGGGGGCAAUGAACCGCGUCUACUGCAGCUCGAGCCGACGGUGAAGUUCUACAAUGUGCUAAAGCGCCUCGGCGAGGGGGGUGACCUUUACUGGGGUGACCACUGCAUCGACCCUCAGACGACCCCCGCUGCCCUGGGUAUGGCUUGCGGCGUUGACGAGGCGAACACGCUGUGGUUUAUACCAGCCCCGCCACGUGCGAAGCCGUACAGCGUUUUCCGCGAUGAUCCUACCGUGUCUGUGGAUUCGCCGCCGUUGGCGGAUGCCACCGAAUGCCUGGGACACCGCCCUGGCUGUGGCACGUCGCUUCCCGCGGUCCUUGAGGGUAGUGCCGCUCCACGCUACAGCAGCGGCCACGGUGCAGAGCAUGGUACGCUCCUUGGAGCACGGAUGGCGUCUUCGUCAACUGUCCCAACACCCUCGUGGUACACUCGGCCGCGCCUCUUGUCCCCUGCGCCACCGUUGUUUCCUCCGUCGGUUGUGACACCGCUUAACUCUGCUGCGCAAAUGUCGCCAACGCGUCGGCCACGCUUGGCGCAGCCUCCCGCUCUGAGGGCGAUGAGAUCACCACACUCGCAAGUUCAGCCGCCGUCGAGGAUGCCGCGACACCCCGUCGCGGAUGCGGCCAGCGGGACUGUCGAUGUUCUCGAAGGUCGUGGCGAGGGAACGGCGCCUAUGCGCUAUUUGUACGUAGCGCGGGCCCCACGUACGCCACCGCUGCAGCACUCUGCCGUCCCGGUUCGGCGCAACGCACCCGUAUUCAUCGAUCCCAAUACCCUCGUCGAUGCCACCUAUGAUGCGGUCGAGGCGCUCCAGAGAGAGCUGCGACACUUACGCGGCGAGAUGCGAGCGAUGCGGCUCCCCAGCAUGGAAGCGCCGUCGGCGUUGCCAUCGCCGAUUUGUCUCUCGACGAUGGAACGGAGUGUGGAGGAGCUCGCGACGGAGCUGCAUGAGAAGCAGAUGCGCCGCCUUCGCGAGCAGCGUCGCUUCCUCCUGGCCCCCCACCCCGGGGUCUAG